AUGGCAGCUGAACUUCUCAAGAAGCGUUUCGAAGAUGCAGUUCUCUUCGUAUUCCCUGAUAACUGUUUCGAGGAACUUUUAAUCAACUUCAAUAUCUUUCAUCCAAAAUGUCCAUCAAUGGUGUUGAGCAGACUGUUAGGAUUAGGCAUUGUUGCAGGAUCAAUUCUCCUCUUCGUACCUCAGAUAUUGAAGAUUCAUGCUUCAAAAAGCGCUAAGGGCAUCUCACUGUUCUCUCAAUUGCUUGCUUUGGUUGGUGCUUUCGGAACUGCUGCUUAUAGCUAUAGCAAAGGAUUUGUCUUCAGCCAAUGGGGAGAUUCCUUCUUUGUCGCUAUUCAACUGGUUAUUGUUAUCAUGCAAAUCCUUUAUUAUUCCGAUGCUAGCGCCUACGCUUUCUCUUUCCUCGCUCUCAGUUGGGCUCUGACCGUAGCUGUGAUUGGAAACUACAUUCCCCUCAAUGUCCUUACUGGUAUUCAAGCAGCAGGUAUUCCAAUCGUGUUUGUUUCAAAGACAAUCCAAGCUUAUCAGAACUAUAAGGCUCAAAGUACUGGUCAACUCUCCUUGAUUUCCGCCUUUUUACAAUUCGCAGGAACCAUUGCUAGAGUGUUCACCUCCAUCCAAGAUACUGGGGAUAACCUAUUGAUCAUUUCAUACGGAUCUGCUGCUGCAUUAAACUCACUCAUAUUUGCACAGUUCUUCCUCUACUGGAAUGCUGACAAGAGAAAGAAAAUGAACUAA
Messenger RNA from Auanema sp. JU1783, 735 nucleotides. Lineage: Eukaryota; Metazoa; Nematoda; Chromadorea; Rhabditida; Rhabditidae. The record is from the annotation of a GenBank genome assembly.